AUGUCGGCCCCGCUCAUCAAGGUCUUGCACCGAUUGCAAGAACUCUUCCACAAUGUAGUCACUGCGCUCGAAGCCAUGAUUCUGUUCCCGUCACUUUUCCGCGGCCUAUCGUGCAGGAAGCGCAAACCUUUCCUAGGGGCUCACUGGCGCCGACGGACGCUGGAUGAUUUUGCCGAGGAAGUCGAGACGCUGUUCACAUCCCCACUGUCGACCCCAAUCAUGCUUGAAAUGUCGGAGAAGAUUCGCGCACAAUUCCGCGUUUGCCUGCAGAAGAGUCCUGUCUGUAUGCUUCCGUCCUACAACCACGCGUUGCCCACCGGCUCCGAGACGGGCACGUUUCUGGCGCUGGAUGUGGGAGGGUCGACAUUUCGCGUGGCGCUGAUUGAAUUGCAUGGACGAGAUGCCGAGAUGCGCAUCGUAAAAGUGGCCUCGUGCUACAUUGACAAUACCGUCAAGCUUUUGGAAGGUACAAAAUUCUUCGACUGGAUGGCAGGUCACAUUGAAAAGAUGUUGAACGAUGUGGGCACGGACUAUGGUCGGGGCGAGACGAGUCUCCCAAUGGGACUAUCGUGGUCGUUCCCCAUUGAUCAGACCUCCAUGGGAAGCGGACUCAUGAUUCACAUGGGCAAGGGGUUCCACUGCUCGGAAGGCACCGUGGGACAGGAACUGGGUAGUUUGCUGAUUCAAUCGUGUCGGAAGCGGAAUCUCAACGUGUCAAUGGCGGCAAUUGUAAACGACAGUUCCGCAGCGCUCCUCUCGCGCGCCUAUGUGGACGCCAAGACUCGCAUGUCGUUGAUCCUUGGCACCGGCACGAACAUGGCUAUCCACUUUCCAGUGCAUGAAAUUGGCCGAAGCAAAUUCGGUGUGCGUCCGGAGGGCUGGUUCGACCAUGCUAAGCAUGUGAUUGUCAAUAGCGAGAUGAGCAUGUUUGGAGGUGGUGUGCUCCCCAUGACCCGAUGGGACGAUGUCCUCAAUCGUACCCACAUGCGCCCAGAUUACCAACCGCUAGAAUACAUGAUCACUGGACGCUAUCUUGGCGAAAUUGUGCGCCUCAUCAUUGUUGAGGCGGUCGAGACCGCGGGUCUGUUCGGCGGCGAGCUUCCACAUUCCAUGCGCGAGCCGUACUCCUUCGACACCAGCAUCGUGGCGUGCAUCGAGGAGGAUUCUUCCGUCUCCAUGUCCGCCUCCGCCGCUUUGCUUCAGAAACUGCACACGCUGCCGAGCUUCCCUCCUAUCGAGGAUCUACGAUUCCUCCGCCGUGUCUCACAGGUGGUCUCGCGACGGGCUGCCGCGUACUUGGCAACUGCUAUUCACAGCAUGUGGUGUCUACGCAACGAGGUUGAAUACCCUACGACGACAUCCUUGCCUGACGACCUAGUCAAGGGCACAUCCGAAGUCACGGUCGUGGAGAGCACUGAUGCGGAAAAGAACGUCUCCAUAGCCUGCGACGGUACCGUGAUCAACAAAUAUCCUGGCUUCCGCGACACUUGCCAGUCCUACUUGGACCAACUUUCAGAGCAGUCUCAUCAUACUUUUGGUUCAGCAAUCCGCCUGGAAGCUGCCCCGGAGAGUGCUAUCCUUGGUGCUGCAGUGGCUGUUGCUGUUGCCAUCGCAGACCAACCUGCGCAAAAUCUGUAA
Penicillium oxalicum is the source of this 1638-nucleotide messenger RNA. RefSeq names its product putative hexokinase. Gene Ontology annotation, cellular component: cytosol; mitochondrion. The record is from RefSeq and is a predicted model, not a curated record. Bases 1 to 1638 code for a protein of 545 amino acids. Gene Ontology annotation, biological process: glycolytic process; intracellular glucose homeostasis; glucose 6-phosphate metabolic process. The transcript has a single exon. Lineage: Eukaryota; Fungi; Ascomycota; Eurotiomycetes; Eurotiales; Aspergillaceae. Gene Ontology annotation, molecular function: glucokinase activity; D-glucose binding; mannokinase activity.